Messenger RNA from Radiomyces spectabilis, 1625 nucleotides. RefSeq lists its product as uncharacterized. Bases 80 to 1315 code for a protein of 411 amino acids. The transcript is spliced from 2 exons. The record is from RefSeq and is a predicted model, not a curated record. NCBI's taxonomy places the organism in Eukaryota, Fungi, Mucoromycota, Mucoromycetes, Mucorales, Radiomycetaceae.
CGCAGAACUUUUUUUUUUCUUGGCUUCCUUUUUUUCUUUAUUACAGAUUGGGAGACUUUGCUUUUCACCUCCAUUUCUCAUGACAACUCUUGAAAAUCCUACUGCUGCUGACUCUGCCAGCAGCCCUGCUCCCGAAGUACCUGCAACUGCGAAUAAAGAUGAGUCACCAGUUCACAAUGCUCCAUCUUUGGCAUCAUCUCCCAUACCCACUACUCCCAUCGAACGUACCACUUCCAAAAGCAGUACUCAUUCUGAGGCCGCACCCGUGAGUCAACCAAUCACGACUCAAUUAGCCACCCAACCCACCAGUCAACCCGCGAGUCAGCCUGUCAGUCAGCCCGUUAAACCACAAGUGCAUCCUGCAGUGACCAAGUUAAAGGCGCAGCUGGCUCUACAACGGCGUCAUUUGGAAGGUCUGGAGAUAGAACGGCAACAAUACAAGGCCGAAAGCAAAGCGCUUGAAGAUCGAUUACAAAAAACCAAAGAAAAAAUGCAACAACGAGAGCAAGCGAGAAUUCAACUGGAGAAAAAUUACAACGACCACUUACGGUCGAUGCGUGCCACCAACGAUGAUCUCGACUCUAUUGCAGAUAAGCUUCGACAGCUGAAACAGCAAAUCGCCAAUUUGGCCGAUGAGCUCAUGGACCGGUUGGAUCCCGUCGUCGCCACCCAAGCACUUCAAACCUUUUGGUUGAACCUACAAGAUCCCAUCCAAGAAAUGGGGUCUCCUUUACCCCUUCCACGUAUACGCAUGCUGACCGAGAAAUUUAUCAUGGACGUACUAGUGCAAAAUAUGAACCUCAAUGUGUUUCCAGGUUUGCAGGUCGCCGACGAGUAUAACCAACUCCAGUACUUUUUUGAAAAACACGAUCCUGCUUUCAGUAUUCGGUUACGACAGGAAAUUGCCCUGGUGGUCGUGGCGAAAAAUAUCCGUGGAAACGACGUGCAUCAAUCUUUAUACCAGGCAGUGCAGAACAACUGGAAAUUCCUCUACGGAGGACUCAUCAAAGCGUACCCUUCCAUUUACCAGUACGAUAAGGCCGAAACAGAUGUACGAAAACAAUAUGGCGCCAAAGUUCAAAUGCUUGUAGAACAUUCCAUGGCUUUAGGAUUCGCAAUGAAGGGACAAGAAGUCGAUAUUGCGGCAGCAGACACUCGUGAACGCGUUCAGCCAUUCAAUCCAGAGUUGAUGAUUGACCAAGACAACCGAAAUUCCGGGAUUGUUCAGUUCUGCAUAUGCCCGCCCUUUGUCGUCUACGGUUCGCAAAUUCGAGCCCUUGAAAAAGGACGAGUCCUGUGCUCAGCCAAUCCGUAAACUGUUGACCACUUGAUAUUUUUUUUCAAGGGAUACAUGGUUUUUUUUAUACGUUGCUCUUGUUCUUUUGUAUUCCGUCAUUUAUUUGCCAUCUUAUAAAAACUCGUAUAAUCUCUCUCUUCCCCCCCCCGCCGAUUUUCCGUGUCACCAAUUCUGUGAAAAGCAUUCUCCAAAAAGGAAUCAGUUUUGCCUAUCAACGGGGACUUGUGUGGAUCAUAUCCGCUUGUGGAUCAGACGGUAAUGCAUAGACAGGGAACUUUUCGUCUGUAUAGCAAGGAAAAAACGCGAUGCAGUUAUGCAUAGACGGACA